This is a messenger RNA of Temnothorax curvispinosus, 843 nucleotides long. RefSeq lists its product as uncharacterized. The coding region runs from base 1 to 843 and encodes 280 amino acids. NCBI's taxonomy places the organism in Eukaryota, Metazoa, Arthropoda, Insecta, Hymenoptera, Formicidae. The record is from RefSeq and is a predicted model, not a curated record. The transcript has 2 exons.
AUGGCGGUAUUGGAGGAGGCUGUCCCACCUGAACACGCAGCGCAGGGAACACAGAGUCUCGACGAGAGACUGAUGAAACUCAAACAUAAGUUUGAACGUAUGUUCGAAAGUCUGGCUAAUAAAUUGGCCAUCAACCAAGUGACCGCUCCGUCAACUGCUCAGCAAAAGGCAGGCAGGGGCGGCCAGACAGCAGCUGCUCAGGAAAUCUCUAUCCCCAAUAAGGGAAAGAGGAUGGUGAGUGGCGAUAGGAGGAAGAAGACCUCCAGCGGCAAGGGUGCGCAGAAGCCCUCGUUCGCAGAGGAGCAAGAAGUGGUAGCGGUGCAAAAGGGACUAAGACCUCUGGCACCGCAACAACCAAACAGGCCGGUAAAACCACCCCUGCCACUAGGGCCCCAUCAGGGAACACUGCGUCAAGGAAACUACCACGAACUUCUAGAUGAGGCCCGCUCCAAGAUAAACCCAGGGGAACUGGGUUUCACAACGGGCUUCAAGCCGAAGAGGGCUCAGACCGGGGCUUUAAUCAUUGAAGUCCCCGGCAAAGACAGCUCGGCCAAGGCGGAUCUACUUGCUAACCACCUGGCCAAAGUCUUCGAGGGACGCCCUGGGGUCAAGAUUGCGAGACCCACAAAGACAGGCGAGAUAAGAAUCCUUGACCUUACGGAUUCAGCCACAGCGGAGGAGCUGGUGGUAGUUAUUGCGGAAGUGGAAAGCUGCGUACCCAAGCAGGUUCAAGUUGGCCCGCUCGUCAAGGGACCGAACGGUCUCUUUACAGCGUGGGCGAGGUGCCUGCUAACGGCGGUGAGUGCCAUCCAAAAGGCUGGCAAUAAACUGAUGGUGGGUUAG